UGGGGUUGGAAGAGGGAGUUAACUGCAAGCAGCGAUGCGAUGGAAGAGAUGCUGAAGAAUGGGAAUUUAAGUAGACCGCAGGUGAUAGGUGUCAAGAUUGGAUAGGUACAAGUCAGGAAGAGCUGACUGUCAGCUGAUGCAAGCGUGACUAACGUGGCCUGACUGAACUAAUGCGAUGCUCGAUUUUGGUCUUAUCUUUCAUGUCUAGAUAUACUACAAGCUAGAGAAGAAUCUCUACAUCUCUUUUGCCUAUUGAUAUAUGGUUUAGGGUUGUUAGUGUUUUGUUUCUGUUUCUACAAGAAAGAAGUUGAUUCUGAGAAUCGAAGUGCCAAUGUUUUCCUCUUCUGAAUUUUUCAGCAUUAGAGCGCCACCCUUAGGCUGAAUCACACAGAGACACUAGACAUCUGCCUUACCUAAAUUAAUGUAGCCUGACUUUAAUGUAAAUAUACUGUCAAAAUCUAAAAUAAAAUUUUGUUACACUUGUGGUCAUGGUUAACUGACUUACAGCCAACCAUGAAAACAUCUACUUAUUAAAAGUCAUUGCAAAGAAAAAAAGGGAAGUUAGCUGAGAAAAGACAAAGCAUCUUUUGUUUGUAGAUACCAUCUGGUUUGAUAUGGUUUUAUUUUGUGUGGUUUCAGUAUGCAGAUAUUUACAUACUGUAUAUGGUGAUAACAUAUGUGUUUUGUUUCCAGAGAAGUUUCUUUUUUCAUCUAAAUAAGUUUGAGGAUAUUCCUAUUACUCAUUCUUCAUUCAUUCUGAGCAGCCUUUGUUUCAUUAGUAAAGUAGUAAACUCACAUAGUAGGAAGUCUCACAACUGACUGAACACCGGAAAGUUUCGUUCUUAUUUUAAAGCUCAUGUUUCCUCCACAGACUGAGCUGAGAUAAAACUGAUUAUUUUGACAUCUCACUGUUUACAAGCAACAUAGCAGAGUUUGCUCUGUUGAUUUUUGUAACUUGUUGUUCUAUGCAUCUUGAUGUGUGUGUCAAAAUGUGCAGAGUGUAAAGUGUCAGAAACUAUAUUUCACUGAAUUCAGAUGUGUUUUUUUCCAGCGGAGUAGACAUGAGAAAGGAAGGAUGUGGUACAACUGUGAAAUUGUUGUUUGCAAACUCUUUAAAAAGUGUUUAAAAAUGUGACAGUAACAGACACCAUACAUGCAAACACCCAUACAUUAAUAAUGAGAUGGAGAGAUGUUUUCUACACUUAAGUUUCCAUUAUUUUGUCUUUUUAUGUUUAUUGCUCUUUCGUAUUAUUUCUGAUUAAAACUCAGAACCUCUGAGGCUCAACAGGAAGUUUUUUUUUCUCUUUCUUUUUCUCAUCAGUGUGACACUGAACUUCCGUUUCUACUAGGGAGUCAAUGCAGCUUCUGUCAUUUUGAGUUCUGUUUCUUUUAAAGUUUUUAAUCUUUUUAAUUUAGGAUCAUGUUACUAAAUCACUUAGUACUCUUAUUACUUAUUUUUCUUCUGACCUUCAAAACAGGGUUCAGUGCUGAGAUCUCUGUGUUCGUUCAGACGGGAGAUUCUGUUCAGCUGGAAAUACAGACACAAGAACAGUUUGAAAUUUUAUACUGGAGUAAUGAUAAAUCUGAGAAUAUAGUUAGAUAUACAAGUGAAACUAAAGGAGUUAAACUUUACCCUUCCUACAAGGACAGAGUGGAUUUCAAUGCUAAAAACUUCUCUCUGACACUGAAGAACACGCAGAAGACAGACAGUGGACUCUACACAGCAAGAACAAGUGGAAAAUUAGACAAGAAUAUUGUUACAUACAGAGUAUCUGUUAUAGACGCUGUGGAGGCUCCUGUCCUGACUGUGAACUCAAACCGUUCCAGCAGUGACUCCUGUACUCUGAACUUCACAUGCACAGCUCAUGAGCUCAAGAUUGACUCUAGCUAUCAGAACAACAGCUGCUUACGAGAGGAAGUGACAUCACAGAACAACACUCUCAUCCUGGACUGCAGUGAGAAAUUCAUCAUCUGUAACCACAGAAACCCUGUCAGCUGGAAAGAAGACAGAAUAAUCAUCACACAGCUCUGUGGCGAUAAUAAAAAGAACAACUCAAAGAAUGUCCAGACUGCUUCAUCUCUCCUUGGGCCAGUAGUUACUUCGGUGGCAGUGCCAGUGAUCAUUCUGAUAAUAAUAUGUACUUCAGUCUUUCUGUACCGCAGGCAUAAAAAAAAAGCAUGAGAGCCAGAAUGAAGUGCAAAGUUCAUCAGAAGCUACAGCAACAUGAGAUGGAGGUUUGGUA
Messenger RNA from Carassius auratus (goldfish), 2243 nucleotides. Its product is annotated as SLAM family member 9-like. The coding region runs from base 1421 to 2182 and encodes 253 amino acids. Gene Ontology annotation, cellular component: membrane. Lineage: Eukaryota; Metazoa; Chordata; Actinopteri; Cypriniformes; Cyprinidae. The transcript is spliced from 5 exons. The record is from RefSeq and is a predicted model, not a curated record.